Molecule: messenger RNA, 1551 nt
Organism: Kluyveromyces marxianus DMKU3-1042
Lineage: Eukaryota; Fungi; Ascomycota; Saccharomycetes; Saccharomycetales; Saccharomycetaceae
Gene: VMA2
Product: H(+)-transporting V1 sector ATPase subunit B
Exons: 1
Coding region: 1-1551 (516 amino acids)
Biological process (GO): proton transmembrane transport; ATP metabolic process
Cellular component (GO): proton-transporting V-type ATPase, V1 domain
Molecular function (GO): ATP binding; proton-transporting ATPase activity, rotational mechanism
Source: RefSeq, a predicted model, not a curated record
AUGGCUACACUUACAGACAAGCAGUUGUUUGAAUUGAACAAGAAAGCUGUUACCGAGGGUUUCAAGGUCAGACCUCGUUUGAACUAUAACACUGUUGGUGGUGUGAAUGGUCCUUUGGUUAUUUUGGAGAAGGUGAAGUUUCCACGUUAUAAUGAAAUUGUGAACUUGACUUUGCCAGACGGGACUGUGAGACAAGGUCAAGUUUUGGAAGUGAGAGGCGACCGUGCUAUUGUGCAAGUGUUUGAGGGUACUUCUGGUAUUGAUGUCAAGAAGACCACUGUCGAGUUCACUGGUGAGAACUUGCGUAUUCCAGUUUCAGAAGACACGUUGGGUAGAAUUUUUGAUGGUUCUGGUAGACCGAUUGACAAUGGUCCUAAGGUGUUUGCUGAAGAUUACUUGGACAUCAACGGUUCGGCUAUCAACCCAUAUGCUCGUAUCUAUCCAGAAGAAAUGAUUUCGACUGGUAUCUCUGCCAUUGACACCAUGAACUCUAUUGCCCGUGGUCAAAAGAUUCCAAUCUUCUCUGCAUCCGGUCUUCCUCACAACGAAAUCGCAGCUCAAAUUUGUAGACAGGCUGGUCUAGUCAGACCUACAAAAGAUGUCCACGAUGGUCACGAAGAGAAUUUCAGUAUCGUCUUCGCUGCCAUGGGUGUUAACUUGGAAACUGCUAGAUUCUUCAAACAGGAUUUUGAAGAAAACGGUUCCCUUGAAAGAACUUCCUUGUUUUUGAAUUUGGCUAAUGACCCUACCAUUGAAAGAAUCAUUACCCCAAGAUUGGCUUUGACCACUGCAGAAUACUUGGCCUACCAAACAGAAAGACACGUUUUGACCAUUUUGACAGACAUGUCCUCAUAUGCCGAUGCCUUGAGAGAAGUUUCUGCUGCUAGAGAAGAAGUUCCAGGUAGACGUGGUUACCCAGGUUACAUGUACACAGAUUUGUCCACCAUUUACGAAAGAGCUGGUAGAGUUGAAGGCCGUAAUGGUUCCAUCACUCAAAUUCCUAUCUUGACCAUGCCUAACGAUGAUAUCACACAUCCUAUUCCUGAUUUGACUGGUUACAUUACUGAAGGUCAAAUUUCUGUUGAUCGUCAAUUGGACAACAAGGGUAUCUACCCUCCAAUCAAUGUCUUACCAUCCUUGUCCAGAUUAAUGAAGUCUGCUAUUGGUGAAGGUAUGACCAGAAAGGACCAUGGUGAUGUUUCUAACCAAUUGUACGCCAAGUAUGCUAUUGGUAGAGAUGCUGCCGCCAUGAAGGCUGUCGUUGGUGAAGAAGCUUUGUCCAUCGAAGAUAAGCUAUCUCUAGAGUUCUUGGAAAAGUUCGAAAAGACUUUCAUUUCCCAAGGUGCUUAUGAAAACAGAUCUGUUUUCGAAUCUUUGGAUCAAGCUUGGUCCUUGUUGAGAAUAUAUCCAAAGGAGAUGUUGAACAGAAUUUCUCCAAAGAUUUUGGAUGAAUUCUAUGAUAGAGCAAGAGAUGAAGAUGAAGAAGAUGAUGAAGACGAAGAAGCUUCUUCCGCUGACAAGAAGCCUCAAGCCGAAGAGUCAUUGAUCUAA